This is a messenger RNA of Morchella sextelata, 708 nucleotides long. RefSeq lists its product as uncharacterized. The coding region runs from base 1 to 708 and encodes 235 amino acids. Gene Ontology annotation, biological process: DNA transposition; DNA integration. Lineage: Eukaryota; Fungi; Ascomycota; Pezizomycetes; Pezizales; Morchellaceae. The transcript is spliced from 2 exons. The record is from RefSeq and is a predicted model, not a curated record. Gene Ontology annotation, molecular function: DNA binding.
AUGGUUUCGAUCCGGACAGAAGAUGUCAGUUACAAGCAGCGAUGCUAUCUACAAGAACUUCAGAAUAAUGCAGGUUGGACAUUUCAGCGGAUUGCUAGAGACCAAGGUCUAGCACUUUUAACUGUUUACGGAAUAUGUAGUGGACCAGCUACACCACAGAGGGUAGGAAAGUGUGGGCGUAAAGUAAAGAUUGAUACUCCUACCCGCCGUAGGCUUGUAUUUGCAGCUACUUCUACAUCAGAAAAUCGCCGGAAGCCCUACAGUGAAGUGGCCAACGAGAUGGGAAUUGAGGCUUCUGACAAAACCCUACGGACUGCAUUUGCAAAAGAGGGCUAUCAUCGUAGGAUCGCACGGAAAAAGCCUUUUUUAGACCAAAUCAAAAGAGACAAAAGACUACGAUUCGCCCUCCAACACCGCCAUUGGACGAGAGAGGAUUGGAGGAAGCAACACCGUGAAUACUUCCAGAUACCUACCAUUGACUGGCCUCCCUCCUCACCUGAUCUGAACCCAAUUGAGAACAUUUGGAGUCUCUUGAAGGACCGCCUGAAUACCAGGAGACCGAGGCCUAGAGGAAGAGAAGAGAUUAGGACAGCAAUAUUGGAAGAAUGGGAUCUUAUUACUGCAGAGGAGAUCACUAAAUAUGUAGAUAAUAUGCCAGAGCGUAUACAGGCAGUCAUUGAUGCAAAUGGAGGGCACACCCGCUGGUAG